UCUCCGGGGGGAGGCCUGUCCCCGAGCGCCGCCAAUUCUCGCCGCGUCUCGCGAGAGUCCAAGUUGAAGGAACAUGGCGACGUCUAAUCUGUUAAAGAAUAAAGGUUCUCUCCAGUUUGAAGACAAGUGGGAUUUCAUGCGUCCAAUUGUUUUGAAGCUUUUACGCCAGGAAUCUGUAACAAAACAGCAGUGGUUUGAUCUGUUUUCGGAUGUGCAUGCAGUCUGUCUCUGGGACGAUAAAGGCUCCUCAAAAAUUCAUCAGGCUUUAAAAGAAGAUAUUCUUGAGUUUAUUAAGCAAGCACAAGCACGUGUACUGAGCCAUCAAGAUGACACAGCUUUGCUAAAGGCAUAUAUUGUUGAAUGGCGAAAAUUCUUCACACAGUGUGAUAUUUUACCAAAACCUUUUUGUCAACUAGAGGUUACUUUAUUGGGUAAACAAAGCAGCAAUAAAAAAUCAAAUAUGGAAGAUAGUAUUGUUCGAAAGCUCAUGCUUGAUACGUGGAAUGAGUCAAUUUUUUCAAACAUAAAAAACAGACUCCAGGAUAGCGCAAUGAAGCUGGUGCAUGCCGAGAGGUUAGGGGAAGCUUUUGAUUCUCAGCUGGUCAUAGGAGUUCGAGAGUCCUAUGUCAACCUUUGUUCUAAUCCUGAGGACAAGCUUCAGAUCUAUAGGGAUAAUUUUGAGAAGGCCUACUUGGACUCGACAGAGAGAUUUUAUAGAACACAGGCACCCUCAUAUUUACAGCAAAAUGGAGUGCAGAAUUACAUGAAAUAUGCAGAUGCUAAAUUAAAAGAAGAAGAAAAAAGAGCACUCCGUUACUUAGAAACAAGACGGGAAUGUAACUCUGUUGAAGCACUCAUGGAAUGCUGUGUAAAUGCGCUGGUGACCUCAUUUAAAGAGACUAUUUUAGCAGAAUGCCAAGGCAUGAUCAAGCGAAAUGAAACUGAAAAGUUACAUUUGAUGUUUUCAUUGAUGGACAAAGUUCCUAAUGGGAUAGAGCCAAUGUUGAAGGAUUUGGAGGAGCACAUCAUAAGUGCUGGCCUAGCAGACAUGGUGGCAGCUGCCGAAACCAUCACUACUGACUCUGAGAAGUAUGUGGAGCAAUUACUUACCCUGUUUAAUAGGUUCAGUAAACUCGUCAAAGAAGCUUUUCAAGAUGAUCCUCGUUUCCUUACUGCAAGAGAUAAGGCAUACAAAGCAGUUGUCAAUGAUGCUACCAUAUUUAAACUUGAAUUGCCUUUGAAGCAAAAAGGAGUGGGGUUGAAAACUCAGCCAGAAUCGAAAUGUCCUGAGUUGCUUGCCAAUUACUGUGACAUGUUGUUAAGGAAAACACCAUUAAGCAAAAAACUAACCUCUGAGGAGAUUGAAGCAAAGCUUAAAGAAGUGCUCUUGGUACUUAAAUAUGUACAAAACAAAGAUGUGUUUAUGAGGUAUCAUAAAGCUCAUCUUACCCGACGUCUCAUAUUGGACAUCUCUGCUGAUAGUGAGAUUGAAGAAAACAUGGUAGAAUGGCUAAGAGAAGUUGGUAUGCCAGCAGAUUAUGUGAACAAGCUUGCUAGAAUGUUCCAGGACAUAAAAGUAUCUGAAGACUUGAACCAAGCUUUUAAGGAAAUGCACAAAAAUAAUAAGUUGGCAUUACCAGCUGAUUCAGUUAAUAUAAAAAUUCUGAAUGCUGGUGCUUGGUCUAGAAGCUCUGAGAAAGUCUUCGUCUCACUUCCUACUGAACUGGAGGACUUGAUACCGGAAGUAGAAGAGUUUUACAAAAAAAAUCACAGCGGCAGAAAAUUACACUGGCAUCAUCUCAUGUCAAAUGGAAUUAUAACGUUUAAGAAUGAAGUAGGUCAGUAUGACCUGGAGGUGACCACGUUUCAGUUGGCUGUGUUGUUUGCAUGGAACCAAAGGCCCAGAGAGAAGAUCAGCUUUGAAAACCUAAAACUUGCAACAGAGCUCCCUGACGCAGAACUCAGAAGGACUCUAUGGUCUUUAGUAGCUUUUCCUAAGCUCAAGCGGCAAGUUUUGUUGUAUGAACCUCAAGUCAACUCACCCAAAGACUUUACAGAAGGCACCCUCUUCUCAGUGAACCAGGAGUUCAGCUUGAUAAAAAAUGCAAAAGUUCAGAAAAGGGGAAAGAUCAAUUUGAUUGGACGUUUGCAGCUUACUACAGAAAGAAUGAGAGAAGAAGAAAAUGAAGGGAUAGUUCAACUAAGGAUAUUAAGAACCCAGGAAGCCAUCAUACAGAUAAUGAAAAUGAGAAAGAAAAUUAGCAAUGCUCAGCUGCAGACUGAAUUAGUAGAAAUUUUGAAAAACAUGUUCUUACCGCAGAAGAAAAUGAUAAAAGAGCAAAUUGAAUGGCUAAUAGAGCACAAAUACAUCAGGAGAGAUGAGGCCGACAUCAACACCUUCAUAUACAUGGCGUAGCUGAGCGUGA
This is a messenger RNA of Acomys russatus (golden spiny mouse), 2426 nucleotides long. RefSeq names its product cullin 5 (gene Cul5). The coding region runs from base 74 to 2416 and encodes 780 amino acids. Gene Ontology annotation, cellular component: SCF ubiquitin ligase complex; Cul5-RING ubiquitin ligase complex. Gene Ontology annotation, biological process: SCF-dependent proteasomal ubiquitin-dependent protein catabolic process; protein ubiquitination. Lineage: Eukaryota; Metazoa; Chordata; Mammalia; Rodentia; Muridae. The transcript has 19 exons. Gene Ontology annotation, molecular function: ubiquitin protein ligase binding. The record is from RefSeq and is a predicted model, not a curated record.